Molecule: messenger RNA, 1107 nt
Organism: Pomacea canaliculata
Lineage: Eukaryota; Metazoa; Mollusca; Gastropoda; Architaenioglossa; Ampullariidae
Product: probable G-protein coupled receptor frpr-1
Exons: 2
Coding region: 1-1107 (368 amino acids)
Cellular component (GO): membrane
Molecular function (GO): G protein-coupled peptide receptor activity
Source: RefSeq, a predicted model, not a curated record
AUGGCAGCGUCUGCGGAAAACGUCAUCACAGCCCACACGACGUCAUCAUCGCCUCACAUCAUUUUUGACGGAAGUGACGUCCCACACAACUGCGUGACGUCAAGCUCCGUGCUGUGGCAACGUCCCGAUGAUCCAAUCAGCGCCGCCACGGAGGAAGUGGUGCAGCGUGUCAAGACGACGGUAGUGGCGCAGCUGUGUUUUCUCAUUGGUGGAGCGAGCAACUGUGUCAACAUGGCGGUGUUCCUGAAGCAGGGUGUUCACGAGAGAAACAACAUGUGUCUCUUCACCUUGGCUUUGGUCGACUUGCUGUAUUUGUUGUUCAUCUGUUUCCUUUACGGGGAGAACACCUUCGCUUUCUUUGGGCAGGUACCAAGAAUAGGCCCUGUCCACGCGUUUGUGGUAACUAACCACUUACUGGGUCUGUAUGGCCUGGCAUGGACAUCAGCAUUCCUGUCGGCGGUGAUAGCAGCUGAGCGAUGCUUCUGCAUCCUUAACCCUCUCCAUUCCAAGACAUUCUUAAGAACCUCAACACUGGCCUUCUUCGUCGCCAUCAGCUGUGUUGUUAUAAUUGCUGGCUUUUUUGUGGUGUCGGAAAAAUGGACAACAGUGUGUAUGUACAAUCCUGAAAACAACUCGAGCUUCACCCUGCUGACCACCAACGGGUACUACCGCCGUAACAGGAAAAUCGUGGACAUCUUCGAUGGACUCAUCUAUGGCCUCCUCCUGCCUGGAGUGGACAACCUCGCUGUGGCCUUCAGUACCGGGGUCAUGGCCGUGCACCUGAAGAGAGCCGUGAGCUGGAGGGACAAGGCAUCGUCAGGUGUGUCCACCAAAGAGCUCCUCCUGACCAAGAUGCUCGUCUGCUUGUCCAUUCAAUACAACUUGUCAUCCGUUCCAAACUUUGUUUUUCGCAUCACGUGUAUGUUUGUGGAGGAUCUGAGCGAAAACGGAGGAUAUCGUAACACAUACUUUCUCAUGCGGAGCAUCAUCGAAAUGGUGUCCAUUCUCAACCCCUCCCUCCACUUCUUUGUUUAUAUUUCCUUUGGGUCAAGGUACAGAAAAACACUCAAACACCUGUGUGCACUGCGUCACUGGAAAAACCGUUAG